UUGGUUUUGAGUGAUAAAUAACAAUAAAAUUUGUCAGACAUUUGUAUUUUAUUCAUACGUUAUGUUAAUGUUUAACACAAACUAAACAAUGAUUACUAUAAUUAACUUAAUUUUAUAUAUAUUUACUUAAACUGACAGUUAUUUUAAUUUAAUUAUCAAUUAUUAUCAUCAAAAAAAUUGACAUCAAUUUAAUUUGUUUUAAAACAAUUGCUUAAAUUAUAUUUUCAAAAACAAUCAAAUAAUUGUUUGCAUUAUUUUAUUAUUUUUUUAAUUAAUUUAACACUUUUUUAGUUUACAGGUUUUUUUCUCCGUUGAUUCACUCGAAUGGUAAUACAGAUGAUGAGUAGUCACGAAAGCGCUGAACCGGAGGCCUGGGCUAAGGCCAGACAAUCGUUGGCACGAGUGGUGCCUCAGAGGUCGCCAGUUAUAGGUGGUGGAGGAGGUGGUCAACAGCAACAACAACAACACACGUCUCAGACAUCGCUUCCCUAUAACUACAACUAUGCUUAUGGUUCGCCGUACGGAUAUGGCAACAAUUAUACGAGUUUUAUAUCUCCGCAAACACCUCAGUCCGUUACAACCGGUCAGUGGCCGCCACUGACGUCAUACAUGGUAUCUAAUUCUUACCCCUAUAUUGCACCCGAAUCUACUGGUGUUCGCCAAACAUAUGCCAACCAAACUAUGUCUACCAAUCAAACCAUAAAUACUAUGAAAGUCUCGAACACUUCAUCGAUACCUCCGCCUCCACCACCACCUCCAGUAUCCCAUUCAGUAUCUUAUUCUUCGGCCAACGGUUCCACUGUUGUCGUCAGUAGCGAUCCAGCGAAGCAGCCGAAGAGCGAGACUGUUGAAACAGUUGCGCCGACGGCUUCUUCGCAGAGUUCUUCUACGGCAAACACUGGGAUUCGUUUUCAAUUAUCGAAGUCAACGACUCCUUAUAGUAAACCAAUGAUCAACAGCUCAUUUGCAGCCAAACAACAGCAGAGCAGCAAUUCGUUUGACGAGAAACGACAACAACAGCAGAAGAUAAAUGAAACGCAAAACAAUAGCAAACAGUCUAAAAACAAGUCGAUAUCUGCCAAUGAUAUGCCACCCGAUCAGUGGCCCGAAAGUCUUAGGGAAUAUGUUAACCGAGCCUUUUCUGCCUGUUUUAACGAAAUAGAUAAGGAUAGGAUUGAGAUUAUAUUGAAGGGAAAGCUAACCAAAGCACAUAACGAGGGCUCUCUCUUUACCAAAGACUGGUCCAAAGAGCCGUUACCGAUGCUCUCAUUGACACCCAAUAAUAAACCAUCGAUUUUAGAUAAUAGCAGCCGACCAUUGAGUCAGUCAGUUACUACCACUACAAAGGAUAAGUACAAUAAUAGAGAGAAAGAGUUUGAUCGAAAGCGUAAGACAAGUAGUAGAAGUAGGAGUAGUUCUUCGUCACCAUCAACUGAUGAUUACGAUUAUUCACCAAAUAAUAAGUAUAGAGAAAAACGAAAGAAAUCAAAGAGUAAUAAUUACCAAAAAUCUUCGUCACCCGACUUGAGUCCUACAUCUGAUUACAUACCAUUCGGUGGUAAACAAAAUCAGAAUAGAUUGCAGAAUAAUAAUAAUAAUAAUAAUAAAACUAAUGGUAUGACAAAUGAAACGACUCCUAAAAAGAGACGUAAGAGAGGAGGCAAAGGGAGAAAUAAGAAUAAUAAUAACAACUUCAACAAUAAUAAUACCGUUAAUAAUAAGAUUAAUAACAAUAAUAUACAGACCGCCAGUACAGCCAUUCCUCAAAUGCCUGUAUUACCAGAGCGAAUGGCUUUACGAAAGGCCCGCUUUGAAGCUAACAGUCAGAAUAAGACCAAAAAGUCAUAUUCCGAUUCAUACGGCAAUCCCUUUCCUACUACUUCUUCUUCUAAUAACAAUAACAUGUCCGACGACAUGACAUUUGAUUUUAGCACUUCUGGUGCCAUUGUUGGCACGUGUCUUGAUCUCGAAAAACAAUACCUUAGGCUAACAUCGGCACCCGAUCCUUCCACAGUUAGGCCCGUUCACGUAUUGAAGAAGUCGCUGGUAAUGGUGAAGAAUCAUUGGAACGAUAAUCACGACUAUUACUACGCCUGCUGUCAAAUGAAGUCCAUCAGACAAGACAUUACCGUUCAGUGUAUUCGCGAUGAGUUUACCGUUGAGGUCUACGAAAGUCAUGCACUGAUUGCGUUAGAAAAGGGUGAUCGCGAAGAGUUCAAUCAAUGUCAAAGUCAACUAAAAGUUCUGUAUGAGAGCAUUGAUAGUAUCAAUCGGCCAGAGUUUACCGGUUAUCUUCUACUCUAUUACAUUGCUAUGCAAAAUCAGUCGGAUUUACAACUAUUGGUACGUAAUAUGAGUAGAGAUGACCUAAAAGACGAGGUAAUAUCACAUGCACUCCAUGUGCGAAGUGCAUGGAAUUUAAGUAAUUAUCAUAAGCUUAUGAAACUAUACCAAUCCGCGCCUAAAAUGUCCAAAUCUAUUAUGGAUUGGUUUAUCUUAAGACAGCGCAAACAAGCGUUAAAAGCGAUGAUAAAGUCAUAUCGGCCCACAAUAACCGUGUCGUUUCUAAUGCAAGAGCUUUCUAUUGACACCAUAGACGAGUGUCGACAGUUUUUGUCACAGUUUGAGAUAACAUAUCAGACCGAUUCCCUCAUUGAUUGUAAAGCCUCGCAAAAUGCGGUUUUAAUACGGGAAACAAAACCCGACUCAUGAAAAACUCAGUUGUCUUUAUAGAUCCAAAUUUAAAUGCCAUAUAAUUAUCUCAUAUAUAAUCUAUGCUUUUCAUUAAUCUGUGUAUUUUGUGACCAAUUCCGAGUCGAAACCUUUUUAAAAAAAAUAAUUGUUAAGAUAUAGCAUCGAUAGCCAUGAAUAUGAUAUGAUAUGAAACCACUGACUGUCUCUAAGCCACAGUUAAUUCGCACUCAAAAACACAAGCAAACAGUACCACAGAAUCGAUAAGAAAUAAUUUCUUCGCGUUUAUCAAUAAAUUUCAAUCAAAAUAAAACAAAUACUCAAUACAUUUGAUUGGGUGUGUGUGUCGUUAGCAUUGGAUGUUUAAGCAGAAAAAAACUACCGUACCGUAAGUCAUGUAUGAAAACAAAAUCAACAUUUUUAUGGGUCAUCAUCGGGAUUAUGGAUCUUAACUAAUGAAUUGAAUGGGA
Oppia nitens is the source of this 3161-nucleotide messenger RNA. Its product is annotated as leukocyte receptor cluster member 8 homolog. The transcript is spliced from 7 exons. Lineage: Eukaryota; Metazoa; Arthropoda; Arachnida; Sarcoptiformes; Oppiidae. Bases 325 to 2712 code for a protein of 795 amino acids. Gene Ontology annotation, cellular component: nucleus. The record is from RefSeq and is a predicted model, not a curated record.